GAUACACGCGCGCACCUUCUAUGCAGUUUGGUUCUUUGUCCCGGAAUCAGUUCUUUAUCAGCGGUCAGGCCAGGCCUGGCUCCCCAUUCCAGGGUCGCACUGAACAAGAAAGAAUGAAUUCUGUGCUUUUAACUGCCAUAUCCCAGGAAUCAUUGACAUUCAAGGAUGUGGCUGUGGACUUUACCCAGGAAGAGUGGAGGCAAUUGGAUCCUGGUCAGAGAUACCUGUAUAAAGAUGUAAUGCUGGAGAACUACAGAAAUCUAGUAUUAGUGGGACAUCAAGUUUAUAAACCAGAUUUGAUAUCACAAUUGGAACAAGGAAAAGAACCUUGGAUUGUAGAGAGAGAAAUUCCAAGAAGUGCCUUCCCAGACUGGGAAAUCAGAACUGAAACCAGAAAGCUAACUCCAAAGCAAAACAUUUCUGAAGAGGAAUCAUUUCAGAAGGUAGAAAUGGAAAGAUUCACAAGGGAUAGUAUAUGUUACUCUAAGUCAGGUGACAACUGGAGAUCUGAAGACCAAUUUGGCAUCCCACAAGAAAUAUAUGAGAAAUAUCUAAAACAAAUGAAAGUUGCCCCAAAUAAAAUCCUACCUGGGAAGAAAAACUCUGAAUAUAAUCAAUUUAAUCUGGACUCAGUUCUUGUUAUUGAGCAAAAUAUUCCCACUAGAGAGAGAUACCAUAAAUAUGAUAUAAGUAGGAAAGCUUUUAAGUGUAAUUCGUAUUUAAUAAGUAAUCAGAAAGUAUGUAUACCAAAGAAGUCUUAUGAAUGUGCUGAAUGUAGAAAAAUUUUCAGUAAGAGUGCACUCCUUAAAAAACAUUUUAGAGUCCAUACCAAUGAGAAACCCUUCAAAUGUAAUGUCUGUGAAAAAGCUUUCAGGAAUACCACACUCCUUAUUCAACACCAGAGAAUCCAUUCUGGAGAGAAACCUUUUAAAUGUAAUGAAUGUGAAAAAGCUUUCAACCAAAAGACAGGUCUUAAUCGACAUAAAAGAAUUCACACUGGAGAAAAACCUUAUGAAUGCAAAGAAUGUGGGAAAGCUUUCAGAUGGAGUACACAGCUAACUCAACAUCAAAGAAUUCAUACUGGAGAGAAACCCUAUAAAUGUAGUGAAUGUGAGAAAACUUUUAGUCAGAAGGCAGAAUGUACUCAACAUGGGAGAAUUCAUACUGGAGAGAAACCUUAUAAAUGUAGUGAAUGUGGGAAAGCUUUUAGAUAUAGUACAAACCUAACUCAACAUCAGAGAAUUCAUACUGGAGAGAAACCCUAUGAAUGUAAUGAAUGCAGAAAAGCAUUUUCUGAUAGAUCAUCCUUUAACAAACAUGAAAGGAUUCAUACUGGAGAAAAGCCCUAUAAAUGUAGUAAGUGUGGGAAAGGCUUCAUUCGACAUGCAGACCUUACCCUACAUUACAGAACUCAUACUGGUGAGAAACCUUAUGAAUGUAAUGAGUGUGGAAAAGCCUUCAGCUUACAUGUACAUCUUACUCGACAUCAGAGAACCCAUACGAGAGGAAAAUUUUAAAUAUGUAGUCAGUUUGGGAAUGUUUUUAAAAGACACAGUUUAACCUUGGUCAGAUAUCAGAGACCACUGUAUAAUUCUAGGAAUUUAAUAAAUGAAAAAGUUUCAUUUGAAAUUAUCCCAUAUUCAAAUAGCUUAUGGUUAUAAUAGUACCAGUUAAAAUUUUGAUGUACUUGAAUGAGAAAUAUGCUGCUUCUUUCCCAUCCCUUUCUCCACUGUAUAUUGAUAAUAUAUUCCCUAGUUUCUAUAAGGGGUUCUGCAUAAAUUCAUACAACUUCUUUUUUAUGAUCAAUUUGCUUAAUGGUUAAUUUAACACUAAUUUGUCUAUUAAGCAUUUUAAAAUUACUGGGUGGUUUUUUAAAAUUACCUCAGUUUAUAGUUCAGGGCUUCUACUAGACAUUUUUGCAUCACUUUUUGAGAAAAUACCAAAAAUAAUAUGUGAACCUAAGAUUAGGGAAAUUGUUGAUUAGACUAAUGACUUUAAGUGAAUUUGACUUGUAGUCCUUAAUACUAGAAUUGUAUAGGUAGGAAUAGGGAGUGGAAUUAUUUCCAAGAUUUCUUUAAGAAACCACCCUUUAUUCAACAGGAAAGAUUCCUUAUUGAAAAGAAACUCUGUAAAUGUAAUGAAUAUGGCAAAGAUUUCAGCACUAACUUGUAUUAUCUUUAUAUCAACAGAGGCAUAUAUAUGAAGGCAAUGAAUUUAUACAAUAGAAAAACCCUUUAAAUGUAAUGAAAAUAGCAAGACAUUUACCUAGAAUUUGUACAACUUAAUUUUAGCAUUAGACAGUUGACACUAGAAAUCAUAAAUAUGAUAUAUGUUCCAUAGCAUUUAGUCAUAUUUUAUUUUCUCAGGAAGCAUCAGACAAAAUAUACUUAGAAAAUUCCUAUGACCAAGUUUAACAAAAUCUUAAGUGACAUUCCUUGGCAAAUUUCAAAAAGUCCAUCUUAGAAAUGUCCUGAAUAUAAUGAAUAUGGGAAAUACUCUAAUACUUAAAUCUAAGUAAGCAUCAGAGAAUUCCUAUUAUGGAGGAAAAAGCAUGAAUUUAAUGCAUAUAACAAAGUCUUUAACAGCCGCUCAUACUUCCUUCAACAUCUGAAAAAAUGACUGUAUGAAAAGCCUUCAGUGAAAGCUCAUGCCUUACUACACAUCAGAGCAUUAAUAAUGGAGACAAAACAAUAUAAUGACUAUAUGAAGGCCUUUAGGCAGAGAACACAUCAUAAUCAGCAAUUGAGAAUCUACACUGAAAGAAUUCUCAUAAAUGCAGUAUAUGCAACAUUUUUUUUAAUAAUCAGUCCUUAUUAGCAGAGGAUCCACAGUGGGAAAAAAGCUUUAUGAAUGUAAUUAAUGUAGCAAAGCCAUCAAAAAUAGUACACUUAUUUAACAUUACAAUGAAAAAUGUGAUGAAUGUGGAAAUGCCUUCAAAUAGGUAAUCUCAUUGAACAUCAAAAAAUUCAUUUGGGAGAGAAACUAUAAAUGCAAUGACUAUGAGAAGGCUUUCAGAAGAAAUAUGUGCCUUUAAUGACAGAUCAUCCCUUGUUGAGCAUUAUAGAAAACAUCCUGGAGAAAAGUCCUAUAGACAGAACCAAUGUGAAAAAGCCUUCAGUACCCAAUUAUAUUUUCUUAUACCAGAAAAUUCUUAUUUUAGACACUAUUAAUGCAAAGUAUGUGGAAAAGCUAACAACUAUAGCAAACAUUAUUAUACAGCAGAAAAGUUAUACUAGAGAGAAAGCUGUAUAUGUAAUAUAUUCAUGAAAAAAAUAAUCUUUUAUCCAGUUCUUAUUCAAUCUGUAUACUAUGUUAAAGAGAAACCACAAGAAAAUAUUAAAUGUGGGAAAGUUUUCAUUGAUAUCAUCUUUUAUUCAACAUUGGAGAAUUCGUGUUGCAGAAAAGCCUUAUGAAUAUAAAAUAAUGCCAAAGCUUUCAGUAUUAACUUAUUAUUCUACCUAGUCAUAAGGUUCAAAUAGGAGUGAAACUAUAUAUGACAAAACCUUUAGCCCCAGUACAUACUUUAUUUGUUAUUAAUAAAUACACACUGGAAAAAAAACUCAUAAACAUAACAAAUAUGGUGAAAGUCUUCAGUGACACCUCAUCAGACAUACAUUGGAGAAGGCAUACAAAAGAGAAAUCCAAAGUGUUGGCUCUCUAAACCAUGGAAAUAAUUGUCCUUUUAAUAACAAAGCUAUAUUAAAAUGUGUUCAGCCAUAUGUUCAUAAACAUACUAUGCAUAAGUAAUAUGGUCCUUUUAAGAGGCAAGGGAAUAUAAUAGGCUACUAAGUAAAAGCUUUUCCCCUAUCUUCUUCAUUUUGAGUUUAAUUGUUUUUUAAUUCUUUUGUUUUAAUUCAGAGCAAUACUUCUGUACAACAAUAAAUUACGUUGAAAUAAAAGUGCAAUAGCAUAAAUGUUGUUUGAUUUUUUUCUUUAAAAAACAUAAUUGUCCCACUACCUCUCCCACCUAUAUUGAAUAAAUAUGAAAAAAGCAAUAAAGCUCCCAAUACUUUAUAUAUAGUGUAGUCCAACAAAACAAAUUCCUGCAUUGGCUGUGUCCAAAAAUGUAUAACUCUCUCUGCAUUUCAUGUUCAUUACUUCUCUGGUAGGAAAUUAGUAGAAUAUUUUAUCUUUUUUUUCUGAUUUGUGAUUUAUCAUUGUACCAACGAGAACAUUUUCACAUUGUUUUUCUUUGUUAUCACUAUAUAAAUUAUUCCAAUUCUGCUCACUUUACUCUUUCUAAAUUCUCUUUCCAAAUUUCUUCUGAAAUUGUACAGUAUGUAUUUUCUUAUUGCAUAAUAAUAGUCCAUCAAAUUCAUAUACAAAAAUUUGUUUAGCAUUUUCAAAUUAGGAUAUCUUCCCUUAACAUUUCAUAAAAAAGAGUUGUUCCUAUUCUUAUAUAUCUUUUAGUUGGUUGUCCAGGGUUGAAAAGGACUCAUUAAGGCACUCCAACCAUUUCCAGAAUUUGGAACCCACUGGUUACUUUUCUUUUCUUUUUGUCUUCUGGUGCCAAGAGUUCUAGUGUAACUUGAUAAUUUCUUCAAAUAGUGUUUUUUUUAAUGUUUUAUUAUAUGUAAUUAUGUUAUAUUUAUAUUUCAUUUUAGUUUAUAUUUUCAUUUUUAUAUUUUAGGAUUUUUUAUCUUCUGAUCACAAUUUUCAGAUAGAUAGUAUAAAUCUUAAGUUUUCUCUCUUUGCCAUGUUUUUAACAGAAGGGCAAUUUUCCAAGCAAGAUAUUAAGAGGGUCAUAUAACCUGGAUAAUAAAGGAUGGGUCAAAUGGCACUGCCUCUG
Molecule: messenger RNA, 4789 nt
Organism: Antechinus flavipes (yellow-footed antechinus)
Lineage: Eukaryota; Metazoa; Chordata; Mammalia; Dasyuromorphia; Dasyuridae
Product: zinc finger protein 501-like
Exons: 5
Coding region: 21-1517 (498 amino acids)
Biological process (GO): central nervous system development; regulation of transcription by RNA polymerase II
Cellular component (GO): nucleus
Molecular function (GO): RNA polymerase II cis-regulatory region sequence-specific DNA binding; DNA-binding transcription factor activity, RNA polymerase II-specific
Source: RefSeq, a predicted model, not a curated record